Patiria miniata (bat star) is the source of this 1644-nucleotide messenger RNA. RefSeq lists its product as uncharacterized. Bases 814 to 1272 code for a protein of 152 amino acids. NCBI's taxonomy places the organism in Eukaryota, Metazoa, Echinodermata, Asteroidea, Valvatida, Asterinidae. The transcript is spliced from 5 exons. The record is from RefSeq and is a predicted model, not a curated record.
UUUUAACGAGACGCAUACGUCUUCCAUAACGGAAGCUCAACAAUAUUUAUUUGUCUAUUAUUAUUUGACAACUCACGCUUUCUGGGUAGCUGUGUGGAAAUUUCAUAAUCUUCUUAAAUUUUUAUAGUAGACGAAGCCGCAGCUGGGAAUGAAUCGAAUUUUUAAAAACUCUUUAAACCCAUGUUCUCUUUUUUUUCUGGAGGGCUAGGCCGGCGCUGUUUACGCAACUCAAGCGCAUCCAUCAGUGCAGACGAAAGGCGCUGAGGCAGACUGGACGCCCAUACAAUGCACAGACAGGGAGUGUAGCCACUCCUUGAUGAAGGCUCCGCAUCUGCACUGUCCAUUCUGCUCCCAGGACAGUCUCUUCACUGAGGAGAUUCUCCUCAAGGCGCACUACGUACAGGGUCAAGUACGUGGAUAAAGGCAUCAACUUUGGGGGAUGUCAACCAGAUCUUCACCACAUACACUGACCCAGCACCCAACAGUACCAGCCUGGUAACACACCUCAUAGUCCCCCAGUCACAGCAGCCAUCGGAGACAGACACAUCAUCCCCGGGGCUAUGAGCAGACUGAUGGGCAGCAGCCGCAGAUCGAGUACCAGUAUGCCUGCAUCAAUGAUCCGAGUCAGAGCACUGCCAAUGGGGAAGGUAAGAUGUUGUCCUUAUUGAAAUACCAGAUGAAGGAAGCAAAGAGGAUUUGGAGGACGAGACUUGCUACACAGAGCACAACUUGUCGCUGCUGCUGCAGGAGAAGGAAAGUCUGGAGAAGACUCUUGAGGAGGAGCGGACCACGUGGGCCCAGACAGAGCACAGAAUGAAAGGUACUAUAGAAAGGCUUCGUACAAAGGUUGAGUAUUUGUCCAACACAAACAUGUCACUCAAGCAGCAGCUGUCCAUGAUUCACACGUCCAGUUUGAAACAUCUAACCAACGACAGUGAGAACCAGUCCAUUUUGCAAGAGUUACUGCAACACAUGUCUGAGGAGCACACCCAGUUGCUGCACCACCAUCUAGCACAGCUACGACUGUACGCUCAGGCCUGCGCAUUAUCCAAAUCAGCCCCCGAGGAAUCUGCAGCUGAAUCUACAGUCUUGGUACCAGACCUGGCUGACCAAUCACAGGACAUCUCACACAUGGCCAUGAUGUCGUCCUCGGAGGGCACCCUUGGGAACAUGGAGCAGACAGUCGUCAUGACGAUAACGUCUGAGGAGGAUUCGGAGCCGUCGGCAACAUCGUGGAUAACCCCGGAGAUACUGUGGGACAUGACUCCUUGACUUUGGAUAAGGACGUUCACUUGUCACCAAAUGACAUUCUGUACCAACUGACAAGCGAGGGACUGUCAUCAAGACAUGCCACCUCUGAGUCGGGUCACGUUUAUCAAUCAGGUAGAACUCAUUCACAUCACAACACAGGCUGUGAUGUCACGCAACAGGAUUUUCACAAGAACAAAAGUUGAAAAUUGGUUCUUUCCAACAGCAUGCCAAAAAUAUUCUGCCCCGAUGGCUUUGACAAAAGAACGUUUGAUGACAACAUGUCAAAUGAGGGACCACCAUUAAAAUGUGGGAGAACUAACAGCCUGAAAGCCACUUAACUAAAUAAAACCGGACAUAUUUUGUAAACAGUGUACACUCAGUGUUGUCCGAGGG